Syngnathoides biaculeatus (alligator pipefish) is the source of this 2739-nucleotide messenger RNA. It is a transcript of the gene dand5, whose product is annotated as DAN domain family, member 5. Lineage: Eukaryota; Metazoa; Chordata; Actinopteri; Syngnathiformes; Syngnathidae. Bases 1 to 1059 code for a protein of 352 amino acids. The record is from RefSeq and is a predicted model, not a curated record. The transcript has 4 exons. Gene Ontology annotation, biological process: determination of heart left/right asymmetry.
AUGAGCGAAGGUGACCCGGCCAAAAGCGACAUUUCCAUGUUAAGUCUUAAUGUUGAGAAUGCACAUUGUGACAGUGGCUUGCAAAAAUACAUUUUAUUCUUUUUUAAUGGACAUUUUUUUUUUAAUAGCGCUACUUCAAGUAUUAUUUUUGCUGCUGUUGUUGUUGUUGGUUUGGUUUCUCUCUCUCUCUACUUGCGACUUGCUGUAUUUUUUGUUUUUUGGAAAUUGCGCGUCACGACGGAAGUGUCGUCUGGCCAACAUCCUUUUGUAGCGGGGUGCGACGUCGACCGCUGUGCGGGAAUUGUGGCACCUUCCUCCCGUGAAAGCGCAGCGUCUUUCCCGUUCCCUCGCAACAUUUUGGAGCGCUUCCCCGAAUUGUCGAAAACCGAAUUCGAGUCAUCCGGCGGCGGCCUUGCGGGCGAUCCGGUCCGCGGCCUCGUGAGGGUGGUGCAGCUGGACCCUCGCUCCCCGGCCCAGUCCGGGCUCUUCGGAAGGAGAAGCCAGGUCCGGAGCUCCGGGCCGGCCUUCCCCGCCUUCCUGUCCCAGGGGCGUCCCGGCCCGGCCCCGAAGGCCCCCGUGAGCCCGCUGCACCGCCUGGAGGCCGGAAGACCGGCGGAGGUGGAGCACAAGAAGAGACGAGGUCUCCACAUGUGGCAGAGGGCCAUCGAUAAGGGGAACAAGAUGGCCGUGUCUUUGCCCGCCAACCUGAAGGACGCCAAACAGACGUGCGCCGCCGUUCCUUUCGUUCAGCGUGUGACAGCAGAGGGCUGCAGCGCCGUGACGCUGCACAACAAGCUGUGCUUCGGCCAGUGCAGCUCCCUGUUCGUCCCCGCCGACGCGGAGCCCACCGGGAAGGGGUCCCGCCAGCGGCCCCCCUGCUCCCGCUGCGCCCCCUCCGAGGCCCGCGCCGUCACCGUGCCCCUGCGCUGCGGCGCCGAGGUCCGCCACCGACGGGUGACGCUGGUGGAGGAGUGCAAGUGCGAGACGGGUCGCGAGGACAGGAACGCGGAGGGAGCGACGCCCCACUUGGGAGACCUCCACGGCACCCGCCAGAUUUGAAGAGAGUUUGGACUCUCGAGGUCAUGUACCUCCACUACACGGAGAAUACUUAUCCCUAUCAGUAUUCUGGUACUGAUACAACGUUAGGAACGUCCAGUGAAAGAAUUUCUGGGUGGCCCGCUUCCUCCCACGUCCAAGUUAAGUUUAUUGACGCCGCCACAUUGUUCACAUGUGACCGAGAGUUCUCGUUUGUUUGCGCCGGUUUUAGUGACAAAUUCUUUGAUGUUUGAAAACAGUGAAAGGAAAUAUGAACAAAAAACAGAAGAGGCAAUUUAGCUUCAGUCCACCUGUCGAGCUCGUGCACCUACGGCAUCAAAUCACGUGACUUUUGUUCACGUCGCCAUAUUGCCGGUCAAGCUAAGCAUUGCUCAAUGCUAAGUCGGUUGGGUCGGUCUUGUAGCACGACGCCCAGAGUCUUGUCCGAUACCUGGAGACAUUUAGAAGGUGAACAUAAACGACGGUACGUGGAAAAAUGACAUCAACUCGGUAUAGAGGACCCGUAUUUUUUGCCGAAGUCGAUGUUUUCGCCGAUAAGAAAUUGGACUGUUAAUUGGCUUGCACUUGUCUUGGACAAUCGGAUCUACGCGUGGAGGAAGUGAGUAAGUCCUCGAGAUUUACACGGAAAAGUGUAUAAAAGUCUGGACGCAUACCAAUACUUUGUUGCUGGAUCUGUUCUCAUCAGGAAUAAAUCCCACAUAGUUGACAGUUUUGACGGCUCGUGAACGCGGAAGCGUGUUCGGCCAAACGUUAACCUUUGCCGGAAUCCAUCGAUCUUUUCAGCUAGUAUUCUAUACAAAUACUAAUAUUUAAAUAAAUGACCCCUGGUUUUACACAAACUCUCAUUCAUUAACUAUGAUUGGGGAAAGAAAAAAAAACGGAACGUACGCGGAAGCGAUUGCGGCCACACUAAACCUCCGUAACACGCAUUGUUCUCAAUCUCAAAUGAGCCAACUUGGCUUUAUAAAUACUUUUUGGUCAUUUGAGAUCGAGAAGAAUAAUUCCUAUCUGAAAUGAAGCGUGUGCGUAUUCUGGUUGGGCACCAUCCAUCAUGAAAUCCAUCGAUAUUUUCCGGUCUUUUCAGCCAGUAUUCCAUAGAAUGAUCUCUUUGAAGAUCUGUCUCGUCUGUCGUGACAACCAACUGCGCAACGGGUCUCGGGUAUUGUAAAUAUUCUCCUCCGGUUCAACGUCUCCCACAAUGUCGAGCGACUCUGUUUGACCGUCAAUAUGGCGCCGGGAAAAUGGCGACGUCACGUGCACGAGCUCUGUUGAUGAUGUCAUUUCUGCUGAGUCACAAAAAUUAAGUUCAGUUCACUGCAAAAAAAAAAAACAGUAAUACUGUACAUACAGUAUUUAAAAAAUAUAUAAAUAAAUAUAUAAAAAUAAAAUAAAUAUAUAUAAAUAUAAAAAAAUAUUCUAGUAAUUAGGUACGAAAGAGAUAUAAACAUUGAUCCGCUUUCUAUAGCGCUUAUCCUUAUUAGGGUUUUGGGGCGUAUCGCAUCCCUUUUACAUUGCGCAAGUGUCCCUAAUUUUGCGACCUGCCGCCACGUAUGUUUUUCUAUUUGCAAAAAGUCUGAACGUCUCGUUCGGAAGGCUCGCGAGGCUCGUUCGGGCCAAAAGUCGACGGCGCGGCGUUGUCGUGCGCUUUCCAGACAGUCCGCGUCGGGUGUGUGUGUCUGUGUG